Messenger RNA from Calliphora vicina (urban bluebottle blowfly), 804 nucleotides. Its product is annotated as alcohol dehydrogenase-like. Gene Ontology annotation, cellular component: cytoplasm. Gene Ontology annotation, molecular function: alcohol dehydrogenase (NAD+) activity. NCBI's taxonomy places the organism in Eukaryota, Metazoa, Arthropoda, Insecta, Diptera, Calliphoridae. The record is from RefSeq and is a predicted model, not a curated record. Bases 19 to 804 code for a protein of 261 amino acids. The transcript has 4 exons.
AUAACGAAAAGUACUAAAAUGGAUUUAAAGGGUAAAAAUAUUAUUUACAUUGGUGGUUUUGGUGGUAUAGGGCAAAAAUGCUUGGAAGCAUUUUUAAAAAAGCAAGUCAAGCAUUUGGUGAUCUGUGAUCUUCACAUAAAUACGGACGUUUUAAAAACCCUCGAAAGCAGCUAUACAGAUUCAUGUCUAACGUAUAUUCCCAUCGAUAUAACAAAGCGUCAAAGUAUUGUGGAGGCUUUCAAAUUAGCCGCCACAAAACUAGACUCUACUAUAGAUGUUGUUGUUAAUGGUUGCGGUUUAAUGGAUGAUCGUUAUAUCGAUCUUACCAUUGAUAUUAAUUUGACUGGUGUCAUACAUAGCACUCUUAUUGCAUUGGAUUACAUGGACAAAUCGAAAGGUGGUCGGGGUGGUUUGAUAGUGAAUAUAUCAUCAGUGGCUGGCUUGGAACCAAGUGGCAUGUUUGCCAUAUAUUCAGCGGCUAAAUGUGGUUUGACAGCAUUUACCAGAGCUUUAGCUAAUCCUUUGUACUUUGCCCAUACUGGCGUUAGUUUGGUUACCAUGUGUCCCGGCUUUACCGAUACUGCAUUAUUAUCUUCGAUACGUGGCAAGGAAACUUUAACCGAUUAUGCUGGACCUAUGGCCCAACGUUUUGCCUUUGUCAAGAAACAAAGUGCCGAAGUAUGUGCGGUAAAUAUGAUUGAUAUUUUGACCAAGGCCAAAAAUGGCUCGGUAUGGAUGUUGGAUUUGGGUAAAGUUAAAGAAAUGGAGUUCACGGUUUUAUGGAAACCAGCCAUGAAUGAAUGA